Molecule: messenger RNA, 3173 nt
Organism: Armigeres subalbatus
Lineage: Eukaryota; Metazoa; Arthropoda; Insecta; Diptera; Culicidae
Exons: 3
Coding region: 1-1074 (357 amino acids)
Source: RefSeq, a predicted model, not a curated record
AUGAAACUUUAUAACUUAUUCACCUGCUCAUCAUCGUCAUCCUACUCGUGGCUGCCCCCUCCCUCCGUUGGUCCAGAUCUGUCCAGUUGGAUUAACCUCCGGAUUCCUAACGAAAUUUCUUUCGGAUUCCGGUUGGAAUUCCUUCCAGAUUUUAGUCGGACACGUCUGAAUUCCUUCCGGAUUUCGAUCGAAACUCCUUCCGGAAUUCCAGUAGGGAUUACCUCCAGCUUCUGGCUGGAUUUCCUUCUGGAUUCUUGUCGUAAUUCCUUUCGUAUUCUGGAUUCCGGUUGUUUUUUCUUCUGGGUUCCCGUUGGAAUUCCGAUCGCAGUUCCUUCAAGAUUUUGGUCGUUAUUCCUUCCUUAUUCCGGUCAAAAUUCCUUCCGGAUUCCAGCCGGAAUUCUUUCCGAAUUCCGUUCAAAACUAUUUCUGGAUUCCGGUGGGAUUUCCUUCUGCAUUCUUGUCGGAAUUUAUUUCGGAUUCCAGUUGGAAUUCCGUUUGGAAAUCCGGUCGAAAUUCCUUCUGAACUCCGGUCGGACUUCCUUCCGGAUUCCGGUCAGCAUUUCUUUAGGAUUCCAGUCGUUAUUCCUUUCGAAAGCCGAUCGGAUCUUUUUUCCGAAUGUUGAUCGGAAUUAUUUCUGGAUUCCAGUUGGAUUCACUUCCGGAUUCCAGACAAAAUUUCUUUCGAAUUCCGGUUGGAGUUCCUUCCGGAUUUCAGUCGGAAUCUCUUCCAGUUUCCGGUCGGAAUUCCUUCCGAAGGCUUUCUUCGACACGUCGGAAUUCCUUCCGGAUUUCGAUCGAAAUUCCUUCCGAAUUCCAGUAGGGAUUACCUCCGGAUUCUGGCUGGAUUUCCUUCUGGAUUCCUGUCGGAAUUCCUUUCGUAUUUCAAUAGGAAUUAUUUCCGGAUUCUGGUUGUUUUCUUCUGGAUUUCCGUCGGAAUUCCGAUCGCAGUUCCUUAAAGAGUUUGGUCGUAAUUCCUUCCCAGUUACGGUCGGAAUUUCUUCCGAAUUCCGGUCAGAUUUUCUUCCGAACCCUGGCCAGAAUUCCUUCCGGAUUCCGGUCAGAUUCUCUUCCUGAUUCCGGUCGGAAUUCUUUCUGAAUUCCGUUCAAAAAUAUUUCUGGAUUCCGGUUGGAUUUUCUUCUGCAUUCUUGUCGGAAUAUCUUUUGGAUUCCAGUUGGAAAUCCUUCCAAAAUUCAGUCGGAAUUCGUUCCGGAUCCCGGUUGGAUUUUCUUCUGGAUUCCCGGCGAACUUCCUUUCGGAUUCCGUUUGGAAAUCCGGUCGAAAUUCCUUCCGAACUCCGGUCGGACUUCCUUUCAGAUUCCGAAUAGAAUUCCUUUCGGGUUUUGGUCGUUAUUCCGUUUGAAAGCCGAUCUGGUCAGAGUUUCUUUUGGAUUCCGAUAGAUUUUUUAUUCCCGAAUGACGAUCGGAAUUACUUCUGUAUUCCAGUUGGAUUAACUAUCGGAUUCCUGAAGAAAAAUCUUUCGGAUGCCGGUUGGAAUUCCUUCCGUAUUUUUGUCGGAAUCUCUUCCAAUUUCCGGUCGGAAUUCCUUCCGAAGGCUUUCUUCGACACGUCGGAAUUCCUUCCGGAUUUCGAUAAAAACUCCAUCUGAAUUCCAGUAGUGAUUACCUCUGGAUUCUGGCUGGAUUUUCUUCUGGAUUCCUGUCGGAAUUCCUUCCGAAUCCCGGUUGGAAGCCCUACCGAAAUCCGGUUGUAAUUCCCUCCGAAUUCCAGUAAGAAUACCUUCAGAAUUCCGAUCAGAAUUGCUUCCAGAUUUCGGUUGGAAUUGCUUGCGCAUUUUGAUCAGAACUCCUUCCGAAUUCCGGUCAUUAUUUCUUUUGAAAUUCGAUCGGAAUUCCAUCCGAAUUUCAGUAAGAACUGUUCCCGAAUUCAGGUUGGAUUUCCUUCUUAAUUUCAAUCGUAAUUCCUUCCGGAUUCCAAUCGGAAUUUCUUCUUAAUUUCGGAUUACGGAUUCCAGUAGGAAUUAUUUCUGUAUUAAGGUUGGUUUUCCUUCUGAAUUCUUGUUGGAUUUCCUUCCGGAUAUCGGUCGGAAUACUUUCGGAUUCCGGCUGGAUUUUCUUCAGGAUUUCCGUCAGAAUUCGGUUGGAAGUCCUACCGAAAUCCGGUUGAAAUUCCUACCGGAUUCCAGUAGGAAUUAUUUCCGAGCUCCGGUUAUAUUUCCUCAUUAUUUUCAAUCACAAUUCCUUCCGGAUUCAAAUCGGAAUUCCUUUUGAAUUCUGGUCGGAAAUCCUUCCUAAUUCCGUUCUGAAUUUCUUCCGGACUCCGGUCGUAAUACCUCCCGGAUUUCCGUUGGAAUUCCUUCCUAGUUGCGGUUGGCAUUUUUUUGGCCAACGGUUGGAAUUUCUUCCGAAUUCUGAUCGGAGUUCCAUCCCAAUUCCUGUCGGAGUUCCUUCUGAAUUCUGGUCAGGAUUUCUUACGAAUUUCGAUCAGAAUUUCUUACAAAUUCUGGUCAAAAUAUUUUCCGGUCGGAAUUCCUUCUGGAGUCAAGUCAGACCUCCUUUCGAAUUCCGAUCAAAAUUCCUUCCGAAUUCCGGUCGGCAUUUCUUCCGAAUUCCGGUCAAAAUUCCUUUCGGAUGCUGGUCGUAAUUUCUUCCGUAUUUUGGUCGGAAAUACUUCUGGAUUCCGGUCGGCAUUCCGGCAUUCCAAUUUCAGUCGUAAUUCCUUCUGAAUUCCAGUCGUAGUUCUUCCUGAAUUGCGGUCGUGAUUCCUUUCAAAUUUGGGUUGGAGUUCUGUCUGGAUUCCAAGCGGAAUUUUUGACGGGAAAGGUCAAUUCUGGUCAAAAUUCCUUCUGAAUUUUUUCCGAGCUCCGAUCAGAAUUCCUUCCUUAUUCCGGACGGAAUUUCUUCCUGAAUCCGGAUGGAAUUCCUUCCGAAAUCAGGUAGGAAUUCCUUCCGAACUCCAGUCGUAAUUUCUGCUGAAUUUCAAUUCCUUCUGAAUUCCGGUCGUGAUUCCUUCCAAAUUUAGGUCGGGAUUCUGUUCGGAUUUCAAGCGGAAUCCCUUUCGAAAUUCAUUUCAAAUCCCGAUAGAAAUUACUUCCGGAUUCCAAUCGGAAUUUCUUCCAGAUUCCGUUCGGAAUUCCUUCCGGAUGCCGGUUGGAUGUCAUUCUGGAUAUCCGUCGGAAUUUCUACCAAAUUCCGGGCGGAGCUUCUUCUAAUU